GAUUGACAGAGAUUGACACGAGUUGACCCAGUGCAAAAACCUGAAUACGACAAAGCUGAUUUUUGGCGAAAGCUAACACAUCUUGUGGAGAACAAACUUUACUUUGGUGGAUUACUUCUGACAAGUGGAUAAUUUUAUUAUCACUUUAAGAAAAACAUCUGGAGAGAUGGCUCUUCGUUGGACGAGAUCGCCGGCGCGUGAGGAGCACCUGCUGACCGGAGCUGACCUUUCUGACAUCCACGACGGAAGCAGCUCCCUCCACGCAGACGACCUCCCUGGACGUGCCGAGGAUCUCCUGCAGUGGAUCAGAGCCCUCGACAACGACCUCCCCGUCUUCAGCUCUGAGGACGAGGGAGAUAAGGUAAGUGAACUUGAGGCCUUCUGCCAGCUCCUUUCUGACGAUGAAGAUGAGGACGACGACGUGUUUGAGGUAAGUGAACUUGAGGCCUUCUACCAGCUCCUUUCUGACGAUGAAGAUGAGGACGAGGAGGAUGAGGUAAGUGAAGGUGAGGUCAUCUUCCAGCUCCUUUCUGACGAUGAGGACGACGACGUGUUUGAGGUAAGUGAACUUGAGGCCUUCUACCAGCUCCUUUCUGACGAUGAAGAUGAGGAGGAUGAGGUAAGUGAAGGUGAGGUCAUCUUCCAGCUCCUUUCUGACGAUGAGGACGACGACGUGUUUGAGGUAAGUGAACUUGAGGCCUUCUACCAGCUCCUUUCUGACGAUGAAGAUGAGGACGACGUGUUUGAGGUAAGUGAACUUGAGGCCUUCUACCAGCUCCUUUCUGACGAUGAAGAUGAGGACGAGGAGGAUGAGGUAAGUGAAGGUGAGGUCAUCUUCCAGCUCCUUUCUGACGAUGAGGACGACGACGUGUUUGAGGUAAGUGAACUUGAGGCCUUCUACCAGCUCCUUUCUGACGAUGAAGAUGAGGACGACGACGUGUUUGAGGUAAGUGAACUUGAGGCCUUCUACCAGCUCCUUUCUGACGAUGAGGACGACGACGUGUUUGAGGUAAGUGAACUUGAGGCCUUCUGCCAGCUCCUUUCUGACGAUGAAGAUGAGGACGACGACGUGUUUGAGGUAAGUGAACUUGAGGCCUUCUACCAGCUCCUUUCUGACGAUGAAGAUGAGGACGACGACGUGUUUGAGAUGAGGACGAGGAAGAUAAGGUAA
Messenger RNA from Labrus mixtus (cuckoo wrasse), 1171 nucleotides. RefSeq names its product coiled-coil domain-containing protein 1-like. The record is from RefSeq and is a predicted model, not a curated record. The transcript has 3 exons. Lineage: Eukaryota; Metazoa; Chordata; Actinopteri; Labriformes; Labridae. Bases 167 to 1171 code for a protein of 334 amino acids. Gene Ontology annotation, molecular function: protein binding.